AUGGCCAAGUUCUUCAAGCUAUCCUUCCUUGCCGCCCUUUUAGCGUGGGCACCAACCCAGACGAUGGCUCAGGGUAUUCGAGGCACAGCGACAUUCACCGGUCGUGACCAUACGGGUGGGACCUGUUCGCUCGCCAACUAUACGCUCCCGGCCGGUAUCUCAGGGACAGGCAUUGGACCUUCUAAUUGGGCUCAGGCCGGAAAGUGUGGUUCGUGUAUCCAGGUCAAUGGACCACGAGGGAGCACCAAGGUCAUGAUUGUGGACAGCUGCCCAUCGUGCCUCGAGAAUCGCUUGAAUCUUUUCGAAGACGCGUUCAAGCAAAUCGCGGACCCCGUCGAUGGUAUCGUCGAUGUAACGUUCGAUGUGGUGUCCUGUGGCCUCAGCAGCCCUUUAAUAGUCCGGAGCAAGAUCGGAACCUCGAGGUGGUUCUUCUCGCUGCAAGUGUUGAACUGCAACUACCCCAUCACCGAGCUCGAAGUCAGCACCGACGGCGCGCAGACGUGGGAGCCGACAGUCCGACAGGAGUAUAACUACUUCGAGAGAGACGAUAAGACCGGCUUCGGGAAGGACGAGGUGAUUGUGAGGGUGUCGUGCGCAAAUGGGAACCAAGUGAUCAUUCCGAACGUAACUAUGGAUGAGAGGGAGAUUCUGGCACCGGUGAACUGUUAA
Messenger RNA from Scedosporium apiospermum, 669 nucleotides. RefSeq lists its product as uncharacterized. The transcript is spliced from 3 exons. The record is from RefSeq and is a predicted model, not a curated record. The coding region runs from base 1 to 669 and encodes 222 amino acids. Lineage: Eukaryota; Fungi; Ascomycota; Sordariomycetes; Microascales; Microascaceae.